CCAUGCUGUCGACCGCUGGACCAAACUACAGAAGGACCUCCGCCAAAAACUUGUGGUAUUCGAUACCUUCUCUCAUCGCUUUGCUCCUCGCUCAUAUUCCUUGACCUUCGUAUCUGCUUCGUCUGGCAUUUGAGUGUGAGUGCGUGUUUUGGAAGCAGAGAUGAAGCUCGUCCUGUUCUGGAUUUGUCUCAUCCAGGCUGCGCUUGUGAUUGCUUCAGCACAGGAGCUCCCCCUCCUCCACUCAGAACUGUGGAAUCCAGGAAAACCACGGACACUGUUUGCAAGAAGGGGAGUUGUGGAGUAUCAAAAAUUACGAGCAAAGAAACCUCGUGUAGAUGCUGUGCCGGAAACUCCUCGUUGCUCCAGAGUGUCAGAAAGCUGUUUUCCUCACUCGCGCUGCUGUGACCCCUGCGCAUCUUGCCAUUGCCGAUUCUUCAACUCUAUCUGCUACUGCUGGAGACUCGGCCGCCACUGCCAGAAAAAGACUUAAACACACAUACACACACAAACAUGUGCAAACACACACACACAAAGCAGACAGAGCGGACACAGCAGCUAUCAUUGCUGAUGGUAAAGCAGUGGUAUGCGGUCUACGCAAACCGUUCAGUGCAAUACACUGAACCCUGGCUAUAUCACAACCUGCAAGUCUGCCUCACUCUCAGCUGAGCUCUCUCUGACAGAGGUGACCUCUUACAAACCAUUUUCCUCAGAGUGCCUCAGACAAACAUAUUGAUUUUGUACUGCAUGAAGUGCUUAUUUCCCUCAGAUAAGCAUGUAUUCAUUGCUUCUGUAAUGUAUUUAUUGUGUGUUUUUAAUCAUUAUCACAUUUGUCAAGACAAGAAAAAUUAACAAACAAUGAAGUGAUUAUAAAGACAAUAGUAAUUUCUACUACUAUUAAUUUUUAUUUUUCUUACUAGUAACAUCUAUUUUUUUUACAUUUUUAAGUAUAUUGUUUACUAACCUUUCCA
Colossoma macropomum (tambaqui) is the source of this 968-nucleotide messenger RNA. RefSeq names its product agouti-related protein-like. Gene Ontology annotation, molecular function: type 1 melanocortin receptor binding; neuropeptide hormone activity. The transcript has 3 exons. NCBI's taxonomy places the organism in Eukaryota, Metazoa, Chordata, Actinopteri, Characiformes, Serrasalmidae. Bases 161 to 490 code for a protein of 109 amino acids. The record is from RefSeq and is a predicted model, not a curated record. Gene Ontology annotation, cellular component: extracellular region. Gene Ontology annotation, biological process: positive regulation of feeding behavior; neuropeptide signaling pathway; hormone-mediated signaling pathway.